This is a messenger RNA of Botrytis cinerea B05.10, 2312 nucleotides long. RefSeq lists its product as hypothetical. Bases 615 to 1037 code for a protein of 140 amino acids. The transcript is spliced from 2 exons. The record is from RefSeq and is a predicted model, not a curated record. NCBI's taxonomy places the organism in Eukaryota, Fungi, Ascomycota, Leotiomycetes, Helotiales, Sclerotiniaceae.
GAACAUCAAUUGUGUACCUUCGCUCCUCCAACACAACCUCAAACCCAGCAACGACCUCAUCAAGUCCGAUGGAUUUUCCUAUGGAAAGAAAACACAUUCAACUCACCUCCUCUGGCCGUUUGCACAUUCAUACGAUGGAUCCAUACCUCGGCGUUGGCAGAAUGGGCAGACAGAUAUAUCUCGUUACUCCUCUCACCAGAAAUCAGACCACUUGUUGCAUGUAAGUAGAGACGCAGAGAAACAGGUGAGGACUAUAGAAGGUAGGAAUUGGGAAGCACAUGUCUGUGUUCUGGAUAUAAGAACAAAGCUACACCAUUUUCGAGAGUGCUAAACCAUAGUCAACUCUUCUCGCUACAUCAUCCAUCAAACAAAGAUUGAAGCACCAACGGCAACCACUAUCAUCACGGCAAUCAAUCCAAACAUCGAAAAGCCACAUACCAUCCCGCGAACUACGACGAGAGCCUAAAAUGAUAUUAUUUGAGACCGAUGCCUCAGUUUUUGAACUGUUGUGGGAUCUCGCCCUCGCGUUCUUUAUUGUUCGCAUCGCAUUUUCAUAUUUUAUCCUCACAUAUCUCUCGUCUCUCUUCUCAUCGUUCAUUAUUUCGAACCGAGUCAUGCCAUACAACCAUCUGACCGCUCCAGCCAGAGAACUUAUCGCAUUUCCAAUUUAUGUUCUUACAGCAGCAUUGUGGGCAAGAACGGUGAUUGUAUACUAUGAAAUACCACGCGUGCCAGGAUUUAGAAUCGCGAUUGGUUCGAUCGCUGGAUUCUUUAUGGUAAUUGCGGAAUUAGUGGGGGGCUUUGUGUUAUGGGAAGGGGGAUACAAGGAAUGGAUAUGGGAGACGAAUUUGCUUGGCGCGGGGUUAGGAAUAUUGUCAUUGAUAGUAUUCGAGGGGAUGCCAUGCGUAUUGAUGCUUCUGGAAAGGAGUGAGGUGAACGAGACCACUCAUGGGCAUGGAGAAAAGCCAAUUAUAAGUGCUGUGCCCACGAUAGGAAAAAUGAAGAAACUGAACAUUGAAGACAAAAAGACGAAUUGAGAUUGGGGCUUAUGGCUUAUGGCUUAUAGCUGUACUCCGGAACACCCUGAUGGGGGUAUGAUAUUACGAAUUAGCUUUCACUUGGUGAUGAUCAACUCAAAUUGGGCCUGGACUUUGUCUCUGCAAUCAUUUUCAGCAUGCCUCGCAGCAGAAUCGUCCAUCGUCUUCAUGCGAAAUAUAAGGGUUUGAUUCUCGAGUCAUGUAUGAAUGCUGUGGUGGAAAUAUCUGAUCAAAUGCCAGCAUUAUGACGUCCCUGCUUCUUUCGGCGACAAAGUUUCCCCUAUCAGGAUCAUUACUGUUGUCAUAUUUGGCCACAAAGCCGGCGUCAAAUGACUCGAGGAUCACUGUAUCGUUGCAUGGGUUUUAUUCAUUACGCCGCCUCGGAGAGUCAGAAUCCAUUGAGACUUGAGUUACCUCGGUUUCUGACCUGGUGAAAACGUGCCCCUGAGACGUCGAUCUCACUUUUAGUAGAUCUUCCAUUUCUUCUGUAAUGGCAUACUGGAUCUGUUAUCUAUCUUCUGGGUUACGCAUUCUAUAUCUCUUGCAGCGCACAAUAAGGAGAAGAUUUUCUGUAUAGUGUCUCGGCUAUAGGUGAUCUCGGUGUGGCCGGAAAAGAGGGGCACUUCACCCCACCAACAUCAAAGAAUCUUCCACAACACCUGUUUUUCGGUGCUAUAUUACGAUAGCAAUCUGCUAUAUGAUCUGAUAAGAUUGAGUUUCUUGGUUAAUUCUCAACUUGCAUAUGUUUACAUCCAAAUUUCAAAGACGGAUAUUGAUUUGUUGAUUAUUUGUUGGAUUUUUAAUAAAAAACAAGUUUGAUUUUGGUGUCCCAUUUAUCUCGUCCACGUCGUCCACACCGAGGCGACGUGCUUGCGAGAGUAGGGUACUGGGUGUCCAUUGCUUCAAUACCCCUGCAAUAUCUCUCGAUUUCAAUAUGACGGUGUCGAUGAUCUUCAAUGAAAAGUUAGAUGGAUUCGGCUUGAGUUCGGUCCCAUAAGUUAUGCUCCAAAAUGACGAUGAUCAUAAUUCAGUGAAGUGGAUAUCCCCGCAUUGCACAUUGAUAAUUUUUCUGUACAUUGUUGCCGCGAUGGCAUGUUCCUUGAAGCUUGAUCAUCUCUUUUGUGAUAUCCGAUAUGCUAAUAGUAUGUUAAAGACCGUUUGCUAGAUUCAGUGAAGAACAGCGCUUUUUAUAGUUGAUCAUAUAAAUCAAGUGUCUUAUUCAACUUUUCAACUUUUCAAUUAUCAAUCUUGAUUAAUAAUAAAUGAUUAGAAUGA